Molecule: messenger RNA, 1124 nt
Organism: Tinamus guttatus (white-throated tinamou)
Lineage: Eukaryota; Metazoa; Chordata; Aves; Tinamiformes; Tinamidae
Gene: ATF3
Product: activating transcription factor 3
Biological process (GO): regulation of transcription by RNA polymerase II
Cellular component (GO): nucleus
Molecular function (GO): RNA polymerase II cis-regulatory region sequence-specific DNA binding; DNA-binding transcription factor activity, RNA polymerase II-specific
Source: RefSeq, a predicted model, not a curated record
GCUGAAAGACUAUUAUCAUCUUUUUUUUCUUUACCUUUCAGCAAAAUGAUGGUCCAACACUCUGGCCAGGUAUCAGCAUUAGAAGUCAGCGCCUCCGCAAUUGUUCCCACUUUGUCCCCUGCAGGGUCACUGGGGUUUGAUGAUUUCACAAAUUUAACCCCACUGGUGAAAGAGGAACUGCGGUUCGCCAUUCAGAACAAGCGCCAAGCCCACAGGAUGUCUUCCACACUGGACACGGUGACUGUCUCUGAAAGGCCGGUGGAAGCGUCCAUCAUGAAAGCAGAGUUUACUCCUGAGGAGGAUGAAAGGAAAAAACGGAGAAGGGAAAGGAACAAAAUUGCUGCUGCAAAGUGCCGAAACAAAAAGAAGGAAAAAACAGAAUGUUUGCAGAAAGAAUCAGAAAAGCUGGAAACUAUCAAUGCAGAAUUAAAAGCCCAGAUUGAAGAGCUAAAGAAUGAGAAGCAGCAUUUGAUAUACAUGCUAAAUCUCCACAGGCCCACUUGUAUAGUCCGGGCACAAAACGGAAGGACACCUGAAGAUGAAAGGAAUCUCUUUAUUCAACAGAUCAAAGAAGGAACAUUACAAGGUUAAGUGAUAUGGCAAACAUGGAAAUAUUUAUAGUAUGUUUUUAACAGCUACCAGAAUCCACGGAGGAGCUGACUUAACGUGUAGGAUUCUAUUAGUCAAGAGCCUUUAGGAAGGGCAGGUGUCUGUUUUAAGCAGAAAGAAUUAUUUUGGCUUGACAGCGAUUCUUCCCCUUGGAAGAGCUGGUCUCAACCAAACCGAAGUGUCCUCUGCCUCAAACGUAGGUUUUGCUCCUGUCGUCCUUGCUGUUCCUAGGAGCUGCAGACAACAGCUUCAGAAGUUUUAGCUCUCUGCUAGCAUACAGCAUCUGCACUCACGACGUUCGUGCUAGAACACUAUGACUUGCGAUGAUGCACGUGGUACAGACAGCUGUGCUGGAUGGACACUACCCUUCCUCACUGCUGGUGGGGAAAGCAGACCGAGACUGGGUUGCUUAUUUUUUUUCUUCAGGUUUUGAAGUUUCCAGGAGGAUGCUUUCUGGCAGAAUGUACUGAUAUGUAAUACUGCAUUCUAACCAAACACGUACACGCACACGCGCA